AUGGCGGGCGGGCGGCUGUCUCUGCCGCGGCCUCGAGUGCGCCUCGUCUCGCUCUUCGUCUACUCGAGCCUCGUCUCGUGUGCCGCCUCGUGGGCGGCGUGGCGGGCGGGCGGCUUGAGCCUCGUCUCGCUCUUUGUCUACUCGAGCCUCGUCUCGUGUGCCGCCUUGUGGGCGGCGUGGCGUGGCCGGCGGCUGUCUCUGCCGCCGCCUCGAGUGAGCCUCGUGUCGCUCUUUGUCUACUCGAGCCUCGUCUCGUGUGCCGCCUCGUGGGCGGGGCUCGUCUCGUGUGCCGCCUUGUGGGCGGCGUGGCGUGGCGGGCGGCUGUCUCUGCCGCCGCCUCGAGUGAGCCUCGUCUCGUUCUUCGUCUACUCGAGCCUCGUCUCGUGUGCCGCCUCGCCGCCUCGAGUGAGCCUCGUCUCGCUCUUCGUCUACUCGAGCCUCGUCUCGUGUGCCACCUCGUGA
Molecule: messenger RNA, 462 nt
Organism: Emiliania huxleyi CCMP1516
Lineage: Eukaryota; Haptophyta; Isochrysidales; Noelaerhabdaceae
Exons: 4
Coding region: 1-462 (153 amino acids)
Source: RefSeq, a predicted model, not a curated record